Prunus armeniaca (apricot) is the source of this 1839-nucleotide messenger RNA. NCBI's taxonomy places the organism in Eukaryota, Viridiplantae, Streptophyta, Magnoliopsida, Rosales, Rosaceae. The record is from the annotation of a GenBank genome assembly.
AUGGAAGUUGCAAGCCAACAUGUGGAUAAGAAGAAUGAGACUCCAUGUCCGUGCAUGAAGUGCCAGAAUAUGAAUUGCCAUUCUCUUCCGGUUGUGCAAGCACAUUUAUGGCAGUAUGGGAUGUCAGUGGUGUAUCACACAUGGAUAUACCAUGGGGAACAAUUCGAGAUAACAAGACAAGCUUCACCUCCUGCAACUGCUCAAGAGGCACCUCGUCUUGAUGAUUAUACGCAUAAUAUUUUGAAUGAUGCAUUCCCACCAGACUUGGGAGUUGUAGAUGAUACAUUGGGGGACAAUGAAGAUGUGAGGGAUGAUACCGAUAUGCAUAGGGUUGAGAUGGAUAAGUAUGACAAGUUGAUUGCUGAAUCUCAGCAACAAUUGUUUCCCGGUAGCAAUGCAUCAGUUUUGACAGCAAUGGUACAAUUCAUGCAUGCGAAGGUACUUCAUCAUUGGAGCAACAAGUCAUUUGAUCAAAUGUUACAAAUACUCAGUGCUAUUUGUCCGCAGCCUCAUAGCAUUCCUCCAUCAUUCUAUGCUGCUAAUAAGAUGUUGAAAGAUUUGGGUUUGGGGCAUGAAAAAAUUGAUGCAUGUAUUUACGAUUGUGCUUUGUUUUACAAAGAGCAUAAAAGUAAAGAUAAAUGUCCAGUGUGUGAUAAGCCUAGGUAUAAACCUAGUACUAGUAAAAAGAAAACAGUGGUGCCCCAAAAAGUGUUGCGAUAUAUUCCUCUAAAGCCGAGAUUACAGAGAUUGUUUAUGUCUGAACAUACAGCAGGUCACAUGCGUUGGCAUAAGGAUAAACGAGUUGAUGAUGAAGGUGUUAUGAGGCAUCCAGCAGAUUCUAUUGCUUGGAAGGAGUUUGAUAAGAUGUACCCUGAGUUUGCCGAAGAGCCACGAAAUAUCAAGUUAGGCCUUGCAACUGAUGGGUUUAACCCAUUCGGGAAUAUGAGCACAUCUUAUAGUAUGUGGCCGGUGAUGGUGGUUCCUUACAAUCUACCUCCUUGGAUGUGUAUGAAACAACAGUAUUCAAUAAUGACUUUGCUUAUUCCAGGCCCAAAGGCACCAGGCAAGGAGCUGGAUGUGUAUUUGCGUCCUUUAAUUGAUGAGCUAAAAGAGUUGUGGGAAGAAGGUGUUCAAACUUAUGAUAAGUUUACUGAUACAAGGUUUAACAUGCGGGCAGCUGUAAUAUGGACAAUCAAUGACUUUCCCGCUUAUGGGAAUUUAUCCGGUUGGAGUACAAAAGGUUACAAGGCAUGUCCCGUAUGUCUUGAGGAUACAACAUCUACCAAGCUGAGAAAUAAAAUUUGUUAUAUGGGGCACCGUCGCUACUUGAAAAAGAAUCACCCUUGGCGUAAGGAUUCUGAAAAUUUUGAUGGAACUAUUGAGAUGAGGGAUCCCCCAAGAGAAUUCUCUGGUGAUGACUUAUUACUUCAGUUUAAUCACCUUGUGCAUCGUAAGCUUGGUAAACAUCCUGAAAAUUUGGAGAGAAAGAGAAAGCGGACACCUAUGGAGUUAAAUUGGACAAAUAAGAGUAUUUUUUUCGAAUUGGAGUAUUGGUCCAAGUUGAAAAUAAGACAUAACUUGGACGUAAUGCAUAUUGAAAAGAAUAUAUGUGACAACAUUGUUGGAACGUUGUUGAGCAUAGAAGGAAAAACAAAAGACACACCCAAUGCUCGUUUGGAUUUGAAAGACAUGAAUAUACGAAGGAAUCUGCAUUUAGAUAAAGAUGAAAAUGGCAAGAUAAAGAAGUAUGCUGCAGAAUAUACAUUAGAACCGGCUGAUCGUCGAGCAUUUUGUGAAUUUUUGAAGUCUAUAAAAUUUCCGGAUGGUUUAUGCUGCUAA